UGGCGCCCGCGUGCGAAAAAGUGGAGGGGAGAGCGGGAAGUCACCCAGUCCCGCAGCAUUUGUUGGCAUGCGGGGAUGCGGCGCCGAGGAUUGCGGAGAAGACGUGACUUCUCCUCUGCAUACUGGAGUUUCUGUGUUUCCUGGGUUGCUCUGGCAUUGUCCCUAUUGCAGGGACUUUCCAUAGUUCAUUCUUCUACCAGAAUAAAUCACAAACCACCGAAAGUUGUAGGAUCAACAAAUUUACCAGUCAAAGUUUAUGUCAGGCAGCAUCAUAACAGUCCACAUAUUCUGUGUUUAACAAAUCAUCUGAGAAAUUCAGAAUUGAUCGACCCAAUAUUUGAAUGGCAUGGACCAAGUGGUGAUUUGGUUACAGGAAAUGAAUCUGUGACAAUAUCCCCAACAGGAACUCUUUUAUUCCAAAAUUUUAAAUCUUACAUGAGUGGAAUUUACACAUGUUCUCUAGUGUUUAAGCCUACUACUGAACAAGAAGAAAAAAGCUAUUUAAUUAAAUACGUUAUUUACGCUUAUUCUGAUCCUGACUUUUACUAUGAGUUUACAGCACGGUAUCACUCAGCUCCCUGCAAUAGUAUCUAUAAUAGUUCUUUUGAAAAGAAGCUGCUUCAGAUAUUGGUCAAGCUUGUUGUGGAGCUAGGCUGUGAGAUUUCAUUGCAAAAGUCUGAAUGCCAUCAUGUAAAAAUGCAGAGAGCCGGAAUGCAAAAUGAGCUAUUCUUCACUUUUAAAGUUUCUUCUCUAGAAACAUCAAAAGGCAAAAGUGUGUGUCAGAGCAGUGUAUGUGAUGUAUCGAGAAGAUUACGAAAGGCAAAAGACCUCAUAGAGAAAUUCUUUAGCCAACAAGUUGAAGUUCUUGGUAAAAGAACAGCACCACUACCUGAAAUAUACUACAUUGAAGGCACUCUGCAAAUGGUGUGGAUUAAUCGCUGUUCUCCAGGUUAUGGAAUCAAUUCUCUACUACAUUCGGAUUGCCCUAAUUGUUGUGUGGUUUGCAGUCCAGGAACAUUCAACCCUCAUGAAGGAACUCAUUGUCUUCAAUGCAACAGAAGUCUGGCAUAUGCAGCCAAACAUUGUUACUAGACUGUUAACAUAAUCCUUUCACUAUGUUUAGUAACUUUCCUGUACUUUACAUCUUUACAACCCAAAUAAAAGGAUUUUUUUUUAAAAAAA
Pantherophis guttatus is the source of this 1182-nucleotide messenger RNA. RefSeq names its product zona pellucida binding protein (gene ZPBP). The record is from RefSeq and is a predicted model, not a curated record. Gene Ontology annotation, cellular component: acrosomal vesicle; zona pellucida receptor complex; extracellular region. Lineage: Eukaryota; Metazoa; Chordata; Lepidosauria; Squamata; Colubridae. Gene Ontology annotation, biological process: binding of sperm to zona pellucida; acrosome assembly.